UUUACAAAUUUUUGCGUUUAUUCAUUUUUGUGAUUAUUAGCACGCGUUGUCGUUGUUGUUCCGUAUGCUGUUUUACUGUACAUGGCGCAGCCUGCCUGGUCGAACUGGUUAAGUAAGAUCGUCGGCCAGCCAGAUACAUGGAAACUUGCCAAACUGGUUUAGCAGCAGCCUGCUCCAGCAUUAUUUAAGCAUUAACAAUCACCCACAAUGUUACACACUUGGUAACUCGUAAGCUGGCAAGAGGUGUAUGAAACGGAGAACCCGUGUUAUAACGACUGUUGUUGCCCGACCAUGCAAGGAUAAAGCAAGUUACAUUCAUUCAUUACUUUUUUGCUACUAUACUCUGUUAAGAAUUACGCUAUGAUUAUUACAAUUCUCAUUAAAUGCAAUUGAUUUAAUAAUUUUUAUGCUUUUUUUUAAAGGUGUUAAAUUAGCAAAAAUGGAAUCCGUUUUCUGUUUUGAAGUUGCAAUUGAUUGCUUGAAUUUACGAAAUCGAGUGAAAUGCUUUGUACCAUACAUAGCUGUUGCAUUUCUUGACUUUCCUACCAUCUUACUGUAUGCUGAGAAGCCAACAACACGCUUGCAUGGAAAUGUUUAUAAGUUUACGAAAGGGAAAUCAUGUUUGUUUAAAAUGAGCCCAACAGAGGUGUAUGAGAAGCUUUUAAAAACUCCACUUUAUGUUGUAGUGUUGGACAAAGGUGGGGAUGAGCAGAAAUGCAUCGGGUCAACCUCCAUUGAGCUGAAAGACUCAAUUAAAAGAGUAUUAGGCGACCUGCAGACUAAUGGUCUACACCAAGCAACUUGUCAUGGGGAAAAUCUAACAGUACCUAUAAUAAACUAUGCAAAUGCAUGUGUGGGUGCUUUAAAAAUAGCUUAUAAGCUAACAAGUCUUGGUCAUUCAAUGCUUCCUCAUUUAGCAUCUGUGCCCAUAAGUUAUACAGUUCAAGAAUUGACAUCUAAUAUAGCUGUGAAGAAUGUGGAUGUCAUGCCACUCUCCACAGUUGAAAAUGUGAUAACCCCUCCACCUCUUUAUUAUAAAGCUGAGCCAAGUAAUAAAAAGGCUUCUGGUGAUGCAUUUGAAACACCCAAGACAAAAGAUGCAUCUACAGCAAUGUCGGUAUCCACCAAGACAAGUGAAGGUGAAAAAAAUGAUCCUAUUACAUUAAAACAAGAACCACCAAAACCCACACUUCAUAACACAAAAGGAAAAUUAAUAUCAAUAGAAACAUAUGCAGAUCGAAAUACUGAGGCAACUCAAACGGACAUUAUAGCUUUAAAACAAUACCCCAUCCUCAGUGCUUUGGUUAGAGAGGUUCUUCAAUUAAGUAUUGGUAAAGAAACUGAAUUGGACGUAAGAAAAGUUUCGGAAGAUAAAGGAAUGAAACAAGAUUUGCAACAAUCUUGUUUACUAAAGCCAAGAAGUGGUGCUACUCAUAAAGACAGGCCAACAACUUCUGCUAAACUUACAAAGUCAAACAAGAAGUAUCCAUUGCAGUAUGGGUUAACAAAGUCACUGAGACUUAGAAUGGCUUUGACAACAACUGAAGAGCACAGGCUUUCAAGUACUGCUCCUAAACCAAGGAAGCAUGUUCCAUUGAAAAAGAAACCUGCUUCCGGAAGAUUAAAAAAGAAAAGUGGAACAAAACCAAAGCGAGAAAUGGGUAUUAUUGACAGGGAGAUAACACCGGAGCCAGAAAUAGCAGAGGUUAUAAACGAUGAUCCAUCUUAUUUAAAAGAUGCUGACUCUUCUGGACAAGAAGAUCAAAUGAAGAAGACAAGGAAUAUUGGUUUGGGGUUGGAAGAUCUUGUAAUAGUGAGAGAAAUAUCUUCCCCUAGAGCACAGAGCAGACAGAGCAUUGAAAUAAGACUCCCUACCGCUCAGGAAGAGAAGGAGAACUCAACUGGAAACUACACUUACUCCGAUGACUUUGAUGAUGAAAAGUCAUGGUCAUAUGAAAGAACAACAUCUGUUUUGACAACGUUCGAGAUGUCUCCUCAACCCACUGUUCUUGAUGCAGUGAGUGAGGCGGAGCAAACAACUAAUGAAGUUACAAAUCAUUUAACUGUGGAUGUUUCACCGCAGCAUACAAUCUCAGAUGUUUCACCAAGUGCCACCUUCGCAACUACACCAAGAGAAAUGACAAUGGAUGAUUUACGUAAGGACAUAACAUCCCCACAGUUUGCAACAUUCACAGUAAACCAGUCUAAAACUAAACACGCAAGUAAGGAGAGUUAUGAAGACUCAUUUGAAACCUCUAAACACCCAUCACCACGACAAGAAUCAUCAGCAGUUGAAAAUGAUUCCAAACCAACUGAUGACUCGGCAUCUGUUGCCACGACGCUCUUCGCUCAUGACCUCCCUGUUCCUGCUCCUUCUUCCGAUUCCCCAGUGAUCCGAUCUCUUGCAUCGGAGCCAAGGAUCAAACCGCGUCCUCCUAGUCGAUCCCAGUCCUUAUCUCAUGAAAAACUCCAUCGAAAGUUCCGGAUGAGCACUGAGAGCUCUUUCCAGAUGUCGGAGCCAAGUGACAUCCGGACUUCUGAUCUCGCGGACAUUAAAACAUCUGACAUCAUCAGUGAGCUGAAUACGUCAACUGAAAACAAUUCCCCAAACGCAAGCGAUAUUUUGGGACGAAAAGUAUCUUUUCCAAAUUUAUGAACUAUUAAAGAAAAAACAUGAAAAUAAUUUUUAAAUCCCAAUAUUUUUUAGACAGGUUAAAAGUUUUGUGUAUAUUAUUAUGUUUUUAAAUUGUUGUAAGCUUAAGCUUGUUUUAGUGUUGUUCAAAACCUGUUUAUUAAUUUCGAUAGAAAAGCAUUGCAAUAGGCAACUGUGAUUUGACAGCAUGAAUAUUAAAUAUUUUAAAGUAAAGACAACAUAACUUCAUUGUAAAGUGACUUGCUACCAUAGGAUAUGCUCAACAAGUUGCAAUAUAUAAAUAUCUUUUAACUGGUACGUGUAAUUAAAUGUAAUCUAUUUCUUUGUAUUUUAUAGUAUAUUCUAAAUAUUUAUAUACAAUAUUAUAUACAUUAAUACGGUAAUACCACACUCACUUUAUAUAUGUCACUGUUAGUGUUUCAUAUGUUUUCAUUUAUUCUAUACAAAUUUGUAACUUUUAUAUGAAAUUUAGAUGAUAUAGCACCUUAUAGUUAGUAAAGUAUGUUGAACUUGUUGGUUUUACUUUCUUUUCUCAUCCCAACCUGUUAUCCCCAUCCACAAUGCAUUGAUACGCAAGCUCCAUUCACGUAAGUUUAAGUUUCAACCUUUUAUCUUAUGUGUCAUUUGUGUCGUGUGCCAUGGAAUGCCAUGUCAUCCUAACGUUUGAAACAAGGGUAAAAUUAUAUGA
Molecule: messenger RNA, 3341 nt
Organism: Ciona intestinalis (vase tunicate)
Lineage: Eukaryota; Metazoa; Chordata; Ascidiacea; Phlebobranchia; Cionidae
Biological process (GO): mitotic spindle midzone assembly; cytoplasmic microtubule organization; positive regulation of cytokinesis
Cellular component (GO): midbody; cytoplasmic microtubule; mitotic spindle pole
Molecular function (GO): microtubule binding
Source: RefSeq, a predicted model, not a curated record